AUGGCCGCGAUGGCCGAAAGUGCGCGCGAGACCGAACGGACGGAGCGCGAGCUGUUGGAGCGCGAGCCGUCGUUCGUGACUGCGCUUUCGCCCGUGUCGCUUGCAUCGAGUCCAGUCCAACAGCCUCUUCCGUCGGCGAUAGCCGUCGAAGGACGUGUGUUUCGUCGCUUGCAGCGUUUCCACUUGCUGCCGUCGGAGCUCAAGACGCAAAUCGACCUCGUGGCCACGUAUUUGCUGGCACCGAAAGUGCGUCACGACGUGUUUCUCCAGCGCACACACCGCUGGCAGCAUCCGGUUCACUUGGCACGCGCUGGACAGGGGACGUUCGUCCAGGGCCGCAAGCUGCUCAAGGCCAUUCUCGAGUACCUCUUGCUGUCGUUUGCGACCAACAACUCGCUUCGAGCUGCUCAGGAGCUCGCGGAAGGACUCGUGCUCAGUGGGUUCUUGUCGCCAGCCAACGAGGCGUCGAAAGCGGACGAGGAAGCGCUCGGCGAGCUCUACGUCUCGGACGACGGCUACUACGAGCUCGUCGCUCCUGGCGCCACAGCCAUUGCAGCCACACCGAACGUCGCGGCGUCGGCGACGGUCUACAGCACUUCCACGAGUUCAUUGCCAGGCGCUGUCGUCCUGCCGAUCCAGCAACGGCAGACACCAACGAGCGCUGCGAAGCCAUCGAGACGGACAACCCGUCCGGCCUUCUCGGUCUGGGCCGUGACCGACGGAGCUACGCGCGCAGCGUUCGUGCAGCGCGCACAGAAGCGCUUUCACGUGCGCAGUUUGAUUGGCAUGGCGUCGAAGCAGAGGCCGUGCUACGCUGUCGUGAACAAGACGAAGCACCACGCGCUGCUGCUGUUCCCGACGGACGUGGCACGACGUGAGCUCGCGCGGGUCGACCUCACGGCCGCGACGGUCGCGUACUGCGGUGCCGCUGCCUUGAAACUCAGCGGCCACGGCAGCAGCGACGACGACGAUGCCGUCGAAGUGCUCUCUUUGCAGACCAAAGCCGAGCGGGAAGUGUGGCUGCUCGCGCUGCUGGACGCGGGUGCGUUGUUUCUCGAGACGAAUGCUGCGAUCCUCUCGUUUGCAGCGGCGUCCGCGUCGCUGUAUGCGCUGCAGGACGUGGACGCCCAGGGCCGGACGUACAACUUGUCGGAGCUGCGUGGCCACGUGGCGCUGCUGGUAACUGUCCCGAACGGGUCGGGCAGCGCAGACGCCGAGCAGCUCUCGGAGCUCGCGGACCUGUCGACGGAGUACGAGCGCGCGGGGCUCAAAGUCGUGGCGUUCCCCAGCGCGCAGUUUAGCGACGCGGAGUUUGCCACCGACGAAGAGCUCGUAGCGCACUUUCGCGACGUGUUUCGCGUGACGUUUCCGGUGCUCGCUACGCGCGACGUGAACGGGCCGGACGCACGUGACGCCAUGGCGUUUUGCAAGACGCGUCGGCCGGGCGCGGUCGAGGCGGCUGCGAAUGCGUUUAUCGAGAACGACUUUGUCAAGUUCCUCGUCGGUCGCGACGGCCGCGUGGUCAAGCGGUACAUGCCCACCGACUCGCCGCGGAGCAUGGCGAGCGACAUUGAGACGCUCUUGGACGAGCCGUCGCGCCACUGA
Hyaloperonospora brassicae is the source of this 1605-nucleotide messenger RNA. Lineage: Eukaryota; Oomycota; Peronosporomycetes; Peronosporales; Peronosporaceae. The record is from the annotation of a GenBank genome assembly.